AUGAAAAUAGUAACAAAUGAUAACAACAGCCUGGGUUAUGACCAGGAUAACCACUCCCAAGAUAACAACAGCCUGGGUUAUGACCAGGAUAACCACUCCCAAGAUAACAACAGCCUGGGUUAUGACCAGGAUAACCACUCCCUCCAAGAUAACAACAGCCUGGGUUAUGACCAGGAUAACCACUCCCAAGAUAACAACUGCCUGGGUUAUGACCAGGAUAACCACUCCCUCCAAGAUAACAACAGCCUGGGUUAUGACCAGGAUAACCACUCCCAAGAUAACAACAGCCUGGGUUAUGACCAGGAUAACCACUCCCACCAAGAUAACAACAGCCUGAGUUAUGACCAAGAUAACCACUCCCACCUUGAUAACAACAGCCUGGGUUAUGACCAAGAUAACCACUCCCACCAAGAUAACAACAGCCUGGGUUAUGACCAAGAUAACCACUCCCACCAUGAUAACAGCCUGGGUUAUGACCAAGAUAACCACUCCCAUCAAGAUAACAGCCUGGGUUAUGACCAGGAUAACCACUCCCACCAUGAUAACAACAGCCUGGGUUAUGACCAAGAUAACCACUCCCAUCAUGAUAACAACAGCCUGGGUUAUGACCAAGAUAACCACUCCCAUCAAGAUAACAGCCUGGGUUAUGACCAGGAUAACUAUUCCCACCAAGAUAACAACAGCCUGGAUUAUGACUAG
Molecule: messenger RNA, 699 nt
Organism: Procambarus clarkii (red swamp crayfish)
Lineage: Eukaryota; Metazoa; Arthropoda; Malacostraca; Decapoda; Cambaridae
Product: probable serine/threonine-protein kinase clkA
Source: RefSeq, a predicted model, not a curated record